This is a messenger RNA of Pipistrellus kuhlii (Kuhl's pipistrelle), 2251 nucleotides long. It is a transcript of the gene ZNF706, whose product is annotated as zinc finger protein 706. Lineage: Eukaryota; Metazoa; Chordata; Mammalia; Chiroptera; Vespertilionidae. The transcript is spliced from 4 exons. The record is from RefSeq and is a predicted model, not a curated record. Bases 262 to 492 code for a protein of 76 amino acids.
CGGGCACGAGGCUCAGUGGCCUUCCCAAGGCUAAGGCGGCGGCGGCGGGCGCGCGCGCGCGGCGGCGGCGGCGGCGCGAGGCGCGGGCUGUUGUGCUCCCGGCUCUCCUCUUUCCCCUCUCCGGUGGGUGGAGGAGACCGAAGCGGUGCUGGGCGCGCUCCGCACCCCUUUCCUCUGCCUCCGGACGCCUCCGCCCCCCCCUCCCUCCCGGCCCCUUCGCCCGGCGAGGUCUCUCCGACGCAAGCCUGUCCCGGCCCGGACAUGGCUCGCGGACAGCAGAAGAUUCAGUCUCAGCAGAAAAAUGCCAAAAAGCAAGCUGGACAAAAGAAGAAACAAGGACAUGACCAAAAGGCUGCUGCCAAAGCUGCCUUAAUAUACACCUGCACGGUCUGUAGGACACAAAUGCCAGACCCUAAGACCUUCAAGCAGCACUUUGAGAGCAAGCAUCCUAAGACUCCACUUCCUCCAGAAUUGGCUGAUGUCCAGGCGUAAAGUUGUUUACAGGUGAAUUCAUGACACCUUUGACUCUUCUACUGUCUCAGACCUUAGGUAACAACCUGCAGCUGCUUUUCUAACAAACUGUUGAUCAGCAAAAAUAAAGGGGCUACAGAAACACUCAUUUUUAUGCUGUUCCCUUUGGGCUUCAUGCAAAGACAAUUCUGUGUAAAUGUACAGUUGACUCUAAUUUGGAAAUCUGAAAAUCAGUCCAUCCUUGUUAUAAAAAUUUUUUACAAUUGUAAUUAUAUUGAUGUUCAUAUUGUGUAAAAUAACUCAUUUAAUAAAGUAGUACUUUGAUUUUACAACAUCACAGGAUAAAUGGUUCUAGAAAUUCUGUUCUAACUUUCCACAUUAUUUGCCUUAUAAAAAAUCUAAUGAAUUCAUCAGCUAGAAUUGUAAGUGCAACUCUUAACUCCCUCUCAGCUCAGUUGCAGAUUCGUUAAACUAGAGCAGACUCAUUCAUUAAAUUUGUGAACACAGUUUUAUUGGCAGCCGCUGAUCUAAAAGAAUGACUUACCUGCUGCCUUAGUAUAUUGCAAUCAUGUCAUUUCCCCCUCUGAUUGUUUGCUGUGUUUGAGGUUGGAAUAUUUCAACUUGCUAUAUGACUGUGCUGUAGCUACCAGCCAGGUAUACCAUGUAGAUAAUGUGAUAAAUUCCUAAAGCGGUUAGAUCGGUAGUAAGCCCUUCUGAAAAACUAGGUUUUGAAGAGGUGUCAUAAUGAAAUAAUCAGUAAGCCUAAUCAUUUAUUACAAAAUAUGAUGGAACAUGUAUGAACUGGUAAAGAUUUAUCUUUUAUAAAUUGUGUUGGAUUCCUUGAAAUGGCUUCAAAUUCUUUCAUUUGAAAUUGAAAUGCAUAAUUUUGGAGGAGUUUUUAGAAAUUAAUGAUUUGACCAAUUCUGGAAUGAAUUUUGCAUUAACAGGAAGAUUGGAAUAACUUGUGGCUGGGUUAGUUCCCAGAGUCUUCUCCCUCCGUUCCUUUUUGGGUCAUUGAUUUUAGGAGUUUAUUUUGUGCUGCUUCCUAAAAUCAAAGACUGUGUACAGUAUGACUUCUGUCUAAACUAGAAAGUAUUAAAAUAGGCCAGUGUCUAGAUUGAUUUGGUUCCAGGGAUGGGGAAAUGGGUUGGUUCAGAUGGAUGAGGUAAAGGAGACUAAUUUUAGGGUUCUUCUAAUUUGCUUUGUCAGCUAUUAACUUUACGAGUGAAACUGCUGUAACUCAGUUGAAAUUUUAAAGUUAAUAUAAUAGGAAGAACACUCAAAUAUUUCCUGGUAAUUGUUUAGAACCACAAAUCGGAUCCUGUGGAUUAAAAAAUGCAUUCUCUUUUUGUGCUGCAACUCACUGCUGCAUCUGUUUUGUAGCUGUGCAUAUUCUGCCCACCUUAUUUGUCUUCACUGUAAGUUUAAAAUAAGGUAUUUUCAAGGAAAAUCUUCAGUGGUGAUAGUUUCUUAGCAGUUCCUAUUCUUAUACUAUUACUUUAAUGAUUUUUUCCAUGUAUUUAAUUUCCUGAGUUUCCGAUUUAAUAUGUUAUUUCCCUAUAUGUUGAUUACCAGAACAUUAGAGUUUGCCUAAUUGCUUGUGGUGGGUAUUAUAGAAGUUAUGGUUAAAUUACAAUUUUAAAGUUUUUUAAAGUGCUUUGAACAUAUGUAUCUUUAUGUUUAGCAACAAAUCACUUAAAAACCUCUUACAAGUUUUUGUUUAAUUUUUUUCAUUUGUUUGACUGACUCUACUUCAGAAUAAAAGCUUUUUGUUCUUGUA